ACCCUAUAUUGCUAGAAGCACCUUGGGGCCGCGAUAGUUGCGGCGAGAGUGUCUAGGCUUCGCGUCCGCGGGCAAACCCGGUCGCUCCGACUUGCCAAAUCAUAAGUUGUGCUUCACUCACACCAAAGAAGCUAACAAAGGGAUAAACGGGAAAGGCAACUGCUCGGAAAGGUCAGCGCACAUCGUGCCUUGCAACACUUUCGCUCCAGCCAGGCCACCGGUUAAAAAAGCCACGACAGGAACCGAAAGGCCCGGAGUAGCCGUAGCAGCGCCAGAUCCGAACAGCGCGAUGUCGGGCCGGGCGGGCAAGCGCGCUCGCCCCGACUCGGAGGCGGAGGAAGCUGAGGCCGCUGGCGAGGAAGCCGGCGGCAGUCCCAUGAGUGUAGGUGAGGACGCCGAGGAGGCUGCCGCCCCGGACACGGAGGGAACGGAGGUGGAUGACGAGGCCGGCGCCGCGCCGGAGGCGCAGCUCGACGCCGGCGGCGCCGAGGCCGCGGACGAGGCGGCGGAGGCGGCGGAGGCGGCGGCGCAGGCCGAGGACGCGGCGGGCGACGAUGCGGGGGAUGGCGGCGGCGGCGCCGCCGCCGGCGGUACAAGUCGCAGUCGUAGCCGGGCGCGCGGCCGGGGCCGCAGCAAGUCCAUGGGGGCGGCCGGCGGCGGCGCAGCCGCGCCGGCGGCCGCCGCCGCAGGCGGCGGCGGCGGCGGCGGCGGCGGCGCCAGCCGCAGCCGCGCGCGCAAGUCGGUGGACCCGGCGCUGGCGGACGUGAGUCCAGAGGCAGCCGCCGCCAUUGCCGCGGCCGUGGCGGCGGGCACGGAGACGGGCCGGCCGGGGCGCGCGGUACGACAGAAGGUGGUGAAGUACCGCGAGAACAAGAUCGAGUACGACUGGGAGCGGGAGGGGUUCAAGGAGGCGGCGCCUAAGGAGGAGCGGCCCGGGCGCGGUGGCGGCGGCGGCGGCAAGAGUGGCGGCGGCAAGGGCGGCAAGGGCGGCAGCAGGAGCGGGCGGGGCAAGGGCAAGGGCAGGGGCGGCGGCGAGGACAGCGAUGAUGAGGACGGCGCGGGCGAUGCGCCGCCGGACGGCGAGGACGGGUGGGACACGCACUGCAAGGUCUGCAACAGCGACGCCGACAUCGAGAAGCUGCUGUGCUGCGACGGCGCCUCCUCGCUGGGCUGUACGGCGGUGUACCACAUGUACUGCCUGGACCCGCCGCUGAGCCGCCUGCCGCCCGGCGACUGGUUCUGCCCCGAGUGCGCACACAAGUACACCUACCAGGACAUUGAGCGGGUGCUGGACUACAGGGACGUGCCUCUGUCCGGCGAUGAGCCGACGACUGAGCGCCGCCGCCACCACCACCACCAUCACCAUCAUCACGACCACCACCACCAUUCCACAGGCCCCCUGCGACGCGAGUUCCACGUCAAGUGGAAGGGUGAGUCGUACAUCCACUGCACCUGGGAGCCGGAGGAGGACAUCGCCAAGAUGUACAAGAUGUUUCCGGCCAUCAAGCAGAAGGUGCAGCGCUUUUGGCGCGCCCGCGAGGCGGGCCUGCUGGCGGGCGGCGGCGGCGGCGGCGGUGGCGACACGGCCGCCGCCGCCGACCUGCGCGAGGCUGAGGAGGCGGGCGAGGUGGUUCACGGGGUGCAUGCGGCCUGGCAGGAGGUGGAGCGGGUGCUGGCGGAGCAGCCCGUGGCGGCGGGCGGCGGGGAGAAGAAGCACGGAGCCAGGAAGGCCGCCGGGACCAGCGCCGGCGGCUCGCCGGCCGGCGACGGUGGAUCCGGAUCCGGGUUGGGCGGCGGCAGUGGAGGUCACAUGCCCAUGGAGUACCUGGUCAAGUGGCGCGAGCUGGGUUACGAGCAGUGCACCUGGGAGCAGGAGAGCGACAUUGCCGGAUAUGAGGACGCCAUCCGGCGAUUCCGAGAGUCCAGGUCGGUGAUUGAGGACGCGCGCGCUCGCAAGGCAGCGGCGGCUGCGGCGGGGCCGGCGCGCAAGAAGGCCCGAGUGGAGGACACCGGCGCUGCCGACGACGCUGCCGCCGCCGCCGCCGCCGCCGCCUCCACAGAAGCCCCCGGGGGCGAGGUGCAGGUGCAGGGGCAGGGCAGCCGCAAGUGGCACGCCACGCCCGACUUCCUCAGCCCCGCCGCGGGCUCGCUGCACCCCUACCAGCUGGAGGGCCUCAACUGGCUGUUCCACAAGUGGUGCGCCCGCGAGGCGGUCAUACUGGCGGACGAGAUGGGGCUGGGCAAGACCGUGCAGACCAUCGCCUUCCUGGCCGCGCUGCACGCCGAGUGCUGCGAGCUGCCGCACCUGGUGGUGGUGCCGCUGAGCACCAUGCGCAACUGGGAGCGCGAGUUCGCGGCCUGGGCGCCGCAGCUCAAUGUGGUGUCGCUGGCCGGCAACGCCGAGGCGCGAGCGAUUAUCCUGGAGUACGAGUUGUUCGUGCAGCCGCACAGCGGCAACAAGCAGCUCAAGCGGGCCGCCGGAGGCCACCGGCUCAAGAACAAGGACAGCAAACUGUUUCAACUGCUGACGCAGUUCGAUGUCAAGCACAAGGUAUUGCUCACCGGCACGCCGCUGCAGAACCACCUGGGCGAGCUGUUCAUGCUGCUUCACUUCCUGGAGCCCGACAAGUUCCCCUCGCGCUCCGCCUUCGAGGCCCGCUUCGCCUCGCUCAGCCACAACGAGGAGGUCAGCCAGCUGCACAGCCUGCUGCAGCCCCACAUGCUGCGGCGUCUGAAGGCGGACGUGAUGAAGCAGCUGCCUCCCAAGCAGGAGCAGUUGGUGCGUGUGGAGCUGAGCAGGCGGCAGAAGGACAUCUACAAGGCGCUGCUGCUGCGUCACAGCCAGGUGCUUGUGGGCAACCGGGCGGCGGUGGCGGCGGCGGGCGGCGGCCAGGCUGCUCUGAAGAACCUGGUGAUGGAGCUGCGCAAGACCUGCAACCACCCCUACCUCACUGGCAGUCCGGCGGAACAGGCGGAGGCGAGGGAGGACGACGCCGCGGACUCGCUGGCUGCGCUCAUCUCCGCCAGCGGCAAGCUGCAGCUGGUGGACGCCAUGGCACAGCGGCUCAAGGCGGCGGGGCACAGGCUCAUCAUCUUCUCGCAGUUCACCCGCACGCUGGACCUGUUGGAGGAGUGGCUCAACGGCCGCGGGCUGGGCUACAUGCGCAUAGACGGCACCGUCAGCGGCUCGGAGCGGCAGCGGCGUAUCGACCGCUUCAACCAGCAGCCAGACGCCUACUUCGCCUUCCUGCUGUCCACCCGCGCCGGCGGCCUGGGCAUCAACCUGGCCACUGCGGACACGGUCAUCAUCUUUGACAGCGACUGGAACCCGCACAACGACCUGCAGGCCCAGGCCCGCGCGCACCGGCUGGGUCAGGACAAGCCCGUCAUGAUCUACCGCCUGGUCACACGCCGGACCAUUGAGGAGCGCAUGAUGCAGGUGUCGCGCAAGAAGAUGAUGCUGGAGCACCUGGUGGUUCGCAAGAUGAGCUACGCGGGCGGCGGCGGGCCGGGCGGCGGCGGCGGCGGCGGCGAGCUCAAGCAAAGCGAGCUGGACGACAUCCUGAGAUACGGGGCGCAGGAGCUGUUUGCUGAGGACGAGGAUGAGGGCUCGCCCGCGGGCAAGGAAGGGGGCGAGGCCGCGGAGGGGGGCGAGGCGGCGGCGGCGGCGGAGGGCAAGGCGGAGGGCGGUGAGGUGAAGGCGGAAGGCGGCGAGGACAAGGACGCCUCCAAGCCGGCCGCCGGCACCGCACCGGGCACCGCCCCGGGCACCACCACGGGCGCCGCCUCCUCCUCCUCCUCCAAGCGCAUCGUGUGGGAUGACGCCGCCAUAGAGCGCCUGCUGGACCGCUCCGGCCUCAACGCCCUGAGGAACUACGGCGAGUCGGUGGCGGCGGACGAGGCGGGCGGAGGAGGAGGCGGCGGAGGAGGAGGAGGAGGAGGGGCCGACAUCUUCUCCGCGUUCAAGGUCGCCAAUUUUGACAUGGUGGAGGUGCUGCCGGAUCCGGAGCCGGAGCCAGAGCCGGAGGCGGCGGCAGCGGCGGGUGGCAGCGGCGCGCCUGAUGAGGCGCUGGUUGCGGGGCUGUGCCCGGAGCAGGGCGGGGAGGCGGGCCCGGCGUUCUGGCAGUCGCUGCUGGCGGGCCGCACGGACCUGGCUGCGGGCGAGGCCGAGGUGAUGGCGGCGGCGGUGGCGGCGGCACAGGCGCGCAUGGGCAAGGGCCACCGCCAGCGCAAGAAGAUCUCCUACCGCGACGUCGCCGGCGAGAACACCAGCUCCUCAUCCGACUCGGACGACCGCCUGUCCGGCUCCUCAUCCGAUGAGGAAGAAGACGGCGAGCCGCCGGGCGCCGGAGGCGCCGGAGGCGCCGGCGGCCCCGGCGGCGCCGGAGGCGGCGGCGUGCCCGGCCACGUCAGCAAACAGAUGCUAGCAGCCAUGAUGGGGCAGGGGGUCCGAAGUGCGGUGGAGGCCUUCGCGGCGGCGAGGCCGGACGUGUGGAGGCAGCUGGUGGCGGCGCCGCUGGCGCCGGGCAGCUCCGCCGCCGCCGCGGCGGCGGCCGCCGCCGCCGCCGCCCUGGUGGGCGCCGCCGGCGCGCAGGCGGCUGCGCCGCCUGCGGCGGCGGCAGCGGCGGGAGCAGCGGGGGCGGCGGGGGCGGCGACGCUGCCGCCGCUCAAGUCGGGGAACGGCACGACACUGCAGGUGUACGGUCUGAACCCACGUGACCGCUCCACCUUCAUCGCUGCCCUCAUGCGCUUCGGGCUGCAGAUCGCGGACGGGCAGCCCGACGAGAUGUACCGCGCCUUCGCCGCGCGCCUGCCGCACCGCCCGCCCGCCGCCGUGCGCGAGUACACCAACCUGCUGGUGGCGGCACUGUCGGAGCCGGUGGGCGCGGGCGGAGCCUGGAGCAACGGGCUGAGGCCGGAGGACCUGCUGGGGCCGCACAGGGCCACGGACGUGCUGGAGCGCAUUGGCUUCCUGCACCUUGUCCGCCGCAAGAUGGCGGAGUACCGCAACCGUACGGCACUGGUGGACGAGCCCGGGCAGCCCGACUUCAAGCUGAAGGAGGCGGGCCGGGUGCGGGCCCUGUCUGCACCAGGCCGGGUGUGGCGGCCGCACCACGACGGCUACCUGCUGCGGGGGCUGCUCAACUACGGCUACGGCCAGUGGCAGCGCAUCAUUAAGGACCCGGGCCUGGGUGUGCGCGAGGCCCUGCGCGGCGAGCUGGGAGUGCCCGUGGACUACGACACCCUGGUAGCGGCGCCGGCGGGGGACAAGGAGGCGGGGGGCAAGGAGGGCGGCAAGGAGGGCGGCAAGGAGGGCAAGGCGGAUAAGGAGGAGGGCGGCAAGGAGGACGGUGCCAAGGCGGAGGGCGCGGCCGUCAAGACGGAGCCGGGGCAGGAGGACGGCACGGAUGGGGGUGUGGAGAUGGCGGAUAAGGCGGAGAAGGAAGAGGCGGCGGGCACGCAGCCCGAGGGCACGCAGCCCGAUGGCACGCAGGGGGAUGCCGGCACAGCUACACAGCCCGAUGCCAUGGACGUCGACGGCGACGCCGCCGGGGCCUCCUCGCCGGCGGCGGCUGGCGUCGUCAAGAGCGAGGGCGGCGGCGGCGGUGGCGAGACUUCGCCACCUCCGACCGGUGCCACUGCCACUGCCAUCACGAAGGAGAAGGCCCGCGCCUGGUCCUCCAAUGAGAGCCGCUGGAUCACACGCAGGCUGGCGGCGAUCUCGGAGGCCCUGAACCUCGAGUACCUGGCCGUGCCCGCCGCCGUCGCCAAGGCGGCGGCGGGCGCCGCCGCCGCCGGCCGCAUCGUGCCCGCGCCGUCGUCGCUUGUGGCGGCGACCGCCGCCGGCGCCGCCGGGCUGCACCGCGCGGCGGCGGCGAUGCAGCUGCUGCACCAGAACGCGGCGGCCAAGGCGGCCGCCGCCGCCGCCGCCACCGCCGCCGCCGCCCGGGGCGCCGCCAACAAGCCGAAGGCGGCUGCAGCGGCGGGCGGCGCCGCCGGCGCGCCGCCUGCGGCGGCGGCGGCGUCCGUGACUGACGCCUUCCUGACCAACCUGUUGCCUGUUGUGGACUUUCCGACGGCGCCGGCGGCGGAGCGGGCUCUGAAGCGGCAGCUGAUUGAGCAGUACAACGCCCUGGUGCGCACCGUGGCCACCAUCCGCCACGAGACAGCCACGGCGGCGCAGCGGGCGGCCACGGAGGGGACCGCGGCGCUGGGGCAGGCGGCGGAGCGGUUCCGGCUGCAGGUGGGUGUGCUGGAGGCAUACGCCACACAGAUGCUGGUGAUGCUGCCGCCCGCCGGACAGACCAUGGCACAGGCCGCGCCCACCCUGCUGGCGCGGCUGCAGCAGGCGGCGGCGCAGCAGCGCGCGCAGCAGGUGGCGGCGGUGGCGGCGGCGCAGCAGCGGGUGGUGCAGCACGUGGCGGCGGCGGCGGCGGCGCGGCAGCAGCUGCAGCAGCGGCAGUCGGCAGGAGCGGCGGCAGCGGCUGCAGGGCCGGCGGGCGCGGCGGGGGUAGGGAAGGCGUCAGCGUCGCCGCCGCCACCGGAGGCGCCGGCGGGGGCGGGGGCAGUGGCAAAGCCAGGGGCAGGGGAGGUGCAGACGGAUGUGGAGGUGGUUGGGGAGGCGGCUGGGACGCAAGGCGAGGCGGCGGCUGGGGUGAAGCAGGAGGCGAUGCAGGAGUGAGGGUCGGUCGGGGCUGGGGCCUGGGACUGCACGGCUGCAGCAAUGUCGCGGAGUGAGAGACCGGCUGGACGCGGCGGCAGGCAGGGAUGCAGUUGCUGCGUGGUGCGUAGCUAUGCGAGCUGCUGGGGUCCUGUUGCUUUUGGAAUGACUCGAUCUUUGAGGGACUGGAUGUGGACUGGAUGUAGCACAUCGUUCAACUGACUGCGGACUGACCAGUGGCUUUCGGCGAUUGUAAGGUCCAAACGCC
Molecule: messenger RNA, 6929 nt
Organism: Chlamydomonas reinhardtii
Lineage: Eukaryota; Viridiplantae; Chlorophyta; Chlorophyceae; Chlamydomonadales; Chlamydomonadaceae
Exons: 36
Coding region: 290-6682 (2130 amino acids)
Biological process (GO): negative regulation of transcription by RNA polymerase II; chromatin remodeling
Cellular component (GO): nucleus; chromatin
Molecular function (GO): ATP hydrolysis activity; ATP binding; DNA binding
Source: RefSeq, a predicted model, not a curated record